Messenger RNA from Parnassius apollo (apollo), 492 nucleotides. Lineage: Eukaryota; Metazoa; Arthropoda; Insecta; Lepidoptera; Papilionidae. The record is from the annotation of a GenBank genome assembly.
AUGCGUUGGACAAAAUCUAUGAACGAAAACAAAUUGCGGGCGUACUAUAGGGCGAAAGGGGAAGAAACUGUGGGAAUCGCGUAUAGGGCUCGGAUGCAUUGCUUUUUUGCUGAGCUGGAGCCUUCUAUCCCCGUCAUGGAACAAAACCUGGCAGACCGAGUUCGGUACAUAAUGCGCUCGAAAAUAUUUGAUGAUGCCGAACUCGAACGACUACGACGUGAGGCUAUUCCCUCCCUUCGUCGAAUGAAUCGGCUAUGGCCGGAGAUGCAGCUCCACAUCCGACAGACCAGCAUCCACACGUGGAAGCCGCCAUGGAUCUUCCAAGUUGUGGUGGAUUCGAACGACGAUGAAAUAGUCUCCCACGAAAGAGCAAGUGAGGAGUAUAUUGGAAGAGGCGAUUUUGGAAACGCGCAGCACCCCUUUCAAAAAUCGACCGUGACUUCCCCGCAUACCCCUAAGCAAACGAAAUCGGGCUGUCGUGAUGGCUCUUAA